Molecule: messenger RNA, 253 nt
Organism: Priapulus caudatus
Lineage: Eukaryota; Metazoa; Priapulida; Priapulimorpha; Priapulimorphida; Priapulidae
Product: bifunctional protein FolC-like
Exons: 1
Biological process (GO): folic acid-containing compound biosynthetic process
Cellular component (GO): cytoplasm
Molecular function (GO): dihydrofolate synthase activity; tetrahydrofolylpolyglutamate synthase activity; ATP binding
Source: RefSeq, a predicted model, not a curated record
AUGUUGCAUGCGAUAUACCAUCAAGCAUCCUACACAACAGGCAUUUAUACUUCUCCACAUUUAUUGCAUUACAAUGAGCGUAUUGCUAUUGGUGGCAAACCUGCUAGCGAUGCCAUCCUAUGUAGUGCCUUUGAGAAAAUUGAGCAAGCGCGUGGUGAUGUAAGCCUAAGCUAUUUUGAAUUUGGCACUUUAGCAGCCGUUUUAUUGUUUGUCGAAGCAAGCGUCGACAUCGCUAUCUUAGAGGUAGGUCUUG